AUGUUUGAGAACCACCGCAAGGAACGAGGAAAACUUUUAGAUAUCAAAAAUUUUCUUCCCCUGGGAAUAUAUUUUUUGUUUUUACUUACGUGUUUGUUAGCAGCAGAGGCUAAAGUCUCGAACAGUAACACUACUACCAAUAGACUUCGAGGAAUUGCAAAGUCGAAAAUAUACUUAUAUGAGCAUACAGACUCGGAUUGGGUAUGCUUAGACGGCUCAGCUAGAAUACCAUAUGAUGCUAUAAAUGAUGAUUUUUGUGAUUGUAAAGAUGGAUCAGAUGAGCCAGGCACUUCUGCAUGUUCGAAUGGUCGAUUUUAUUGUGAGAAUGAAGGUCACAUUCCUGCGUACGUUGAAUCUUUUCGUGUUAACGAUGGAAAAUGUGAACCGGAAUGUUGUGAUGGCUCAGACGAGUAUGGCGGAAAAAUCCAAUGCCCAAAUAAUUGUGAACAAGUCGGCUUCGAACAUCGUAAACACCUAAGGGAGAUUGCGAGAACACAGGCCGAGGGUGCUCGAAUAAGGCGAGAAUAUAUAGAAUAUGGUAAAGAGUUAAGAUUAGAGCGACAAGCAGAUUUAGAAAGAUUGCAAAUUGAACUUCUUGCCGCGAAAGAAAGAGUAAAAGAGCGUAAAGAGGUUUUAGAGCAAGCUGAAGAGGAAGAAAGAAGACAGAUACAACUUACCACAAAACCAAAUGUCGCACGUAAAGCGCUAAAGAAAUGCAAAGAACGCGUCGAAUCGUUACAUGAACGCAUCGAUAAGCUACACGAGAACAUUGAUACAUUACUCAAAAUUUUCAAGGAUUUAAAAAAUGAUCAUAAUCAAAAUUACCAUGACAUGGCCGUAAAGUCCGCGAUUGCGGGCUAUGAUGAUUUUCUCAAAGAAUAUGAGAACGAAAGAGACGAGAAUUUGCCGGAUGAAUUGGAUGAAGAGGAUUCACAGGAUAACAAUGAUCAAGAUAAUGAAGCAGAGGAAGAUAUAGCACCACCAAUACAUUCGCCACUUGAAAAGGAUGAACCUUCACUUCUGGAGUCAAUAAUCGAUACAGCUAAAAUCACCUAUAAUGAUAUUAUGGAAUCCAUCGGUUUGGAUGCUUUCACUCUUUCCACCAGGACAGAACAAAAAUCCGUAGUUCCUGGAACUUCCAAAGGGGUCUUAGUUGCACGUGAUAGUCUUAAUUCGGCAGAAAAUGAACAGCGUGAAAUCGAGAAUCAAAUCAAUGACAUUAAUAGCAAAUUCUCCAAAGAUUACGGACGUAGUGAUGAAUUUGCAAAAUUAGACGGGGAAUGUUUUGAACAUGUUACUGGAGAAUACACGUAUUCCUUGUGUCUAUUCGACAGUACAACUCAAAAGAGCAAUAAGGAUUAUUCAUCCACAAAUUUAGGUAACUUUGAACGAUGGAUCGGAGCCGAAUCUCAAGAUGACCCUGCAUAUUAUACCAAACAAAUAUACGAGCACGGAAUAAAGUGCUGGAAUGGUCCAGAGCGAUCUCUUAAAGUAACAUUUGAGUGCUCGCCCGAAAAUAAGAUUUUUGCGGUGUCUGAGACAGAAAAAUGCGAGUACGCGAUGACAAUGAAAACUCCGGCUGUUUGUACCGAUGGUGAUGAAGACGAUAAUAGUCAAAAGAAUGUUGUUCAUGAGGAAUUGUAA
Ambispora gerdemannii is the source of this 1644-nucleotide messenger RNA. Lineage: Eukaryota; Fungi; Glomeromycota; Glomeromycetes; Archaeosporales; Ambisporaceae. The record is from the annotation of a GenBank genome assembly.